This is a messenger RNA of Osmia bicornis bicornis, 5851 nucleotides long. It is a transcript of the gene Utx, whose product is annotated as histone demethylase UTY. The coding region runs from base 952 to 4485 and encodes 1177 amino acids. NCBI's taxonomy places the organism in Eukaryota, Metazoa, Arthropoda, Insecta, Hymenoptera, Megachilidae. Gene Ontology annotation, molecular function: protein binding; chromatin DNA binding; histone H3K27me2/H3K27me3 demethylase activity. Gene Ontology annotation, cellular component: MLL3/4 complex. The record is from RefSeq and is a predicted model, not a curated record. Gene Ontology annotation, biological process: regulation of gene expression. The transcript is spliced from 12 exons.
CCUUCGCGCCAGUCGCGUCAGUUGCGUGAGAGCCUUCAACGGGGGAGGUGCUGUCUGGCACAUAUUGUGCAUAGCACCCUCUCCUCUCUUAUAAUCACUGCCAUUAGUAAUAAUAUAUAUAUAUAUAUAUAUCUAUAUAUAUUAUAUGUAUACAUGUCUAAUCGAAGUAUAGGAAAAUAGAAAAUUAAUGUGUCACGAGCAUCGAAUCAACGAAUUUUUGAUUGUGAUUCGAAUCGUGACAGUCGAACCGCGUAUAAUUCAUUGAGAUUAAUGUGAACCGGGCUGCAGAUCCGCUAGCAAAUCGUGUACCGUGAAGUGUUAGUAUCAAAGAAGAAGCGAGGUGAAGCUUCACGGACCCGUAUCACUUGUGUUAGUUCUGUUUAGCAGUGCUCCGCUUCGCGCGGCGGAGUGUACGAUCGCGUUUUCGACGUGUCGUCAUCUUUGUUUUAUGCAUCGACAUCGGCACACACGUUUGCUCACUGCCUGACGCGCGUCAGUCGACGGCCUUGUUUCUCUGUGUUCUUACGCGCGCCCCCCCACCCCCCUCGCCCCUCGUUGGUUGCUCUACAAAGAUAUAUCGUAAUAAUGUCGCGUGUGACGUUGUAACCGAAAGCGUCGGCUGGAUUCUGUGCGCGAUUCGAACGAGGAAGUCGGUGAACUUGUGCAGCGUGGCCAGUGGUGAUAUUUUUGUUUCAACACAUUCUCUUCCCGUUUCAUCCACUUCAAAGGAAGGAAGAAAGGAGGGAGCGUGAGAGAGUGAGAGGGAGAAAAAGCCUGCUGCGACGCGUGCACGGCCUUCCAGCUUACAUACGGCGUCUUCCUGACGCUGAUUGAGAUUUAAAUUCCACAGACCUUGGGCGAUUUAAAUGGGCCGUGAAAGCAUUUCAGCAGGUGCUAUGGGUGGAACCAGGAUUUCCACGGGCCUGCGAGGUUCACCUACGACUCGGCUUGAUGCUGAAGGUCCAUGCUGAUUUUGAUGCCGCCUUGAAGCACCUGACACUCGCCUUGAUCGAUGCCACCACACCUGCCUCCUUCUCCAAACUCGAAAUAAAAUUUCAUAUAGCCCAUUUGUACGAAGUCCAAGGGAAAUAUCGUUUAGCAAGGGAUCAUUACGAAGCGUUGCUGAAAGAAAAGGCACUACCUUCUCAUUUAAAGGCUGACAUUUGCCGUCAAUUAGGAUGGAUGUAUCACGUGGUUGACUGUACAGUGUUAGGUAUAACGAGACAGCAAAAGCAAGCGAUCGCUAUUCACUGUUUGCAAAAGUCCAUUGAAGCGGAACCGAAGAGCGGCCAAAGCCUUUACCUGUUGGGACGUUGUCUGGCUGCUUCUGGAAAAGUUCAUGAUGCGUUUAUCGCUUACAGAAAUUCCGUGGAAAAAUCCGAAGGCAAUGCCGACACUUGGUGCAGCAUAGGAGUGUUGUACCAACAACAGAAUCAACCUAUGGACGCUUUGCAAGCCUACAUAUGCGCCGUACAAUUAGACAAAUCACACUCGGCCGCGUGGACUAAUGUGGGCAUUUUGUACGAAAGCGUUAGUCAACCAAAGGACGCUCUAGCGUGUUACGUCAACGCAUCCAGGGGUAAUAACACGCCAAAUUGCACGGGCUCAUUGGCGAGUCUAGGCGGUGCUAAGUCCGGUGGUAACACCCCGAUGAACCCAUCUCUUCAGCAACGGAUCAACUUCUUGCAAAGUCACCUCAGCCAAGCACCAAUGCCUUCCGUCGCUACCAAGAGGCGGCAAUUGCCGUGUAUAGAAGACGCUUGGAACUUACCCAUCAGCGCUGAGAUGUCAAGCAGACAGCAGCAACAACAGCAGCCACCCACAGGUCCAGGUUACAAGUACGGUACUACACCUGCCGGGCCACCACCUCCGUAUCCCCAGGGACAAGGACAAAACCUUAAUACAAAAAGAUUUAAGCAAGGAGAAGAGCCAAUUUCUCCAGGUUCGCAACAGCGGCCACCACCCUUUUAUCUUACAUCCCAGCAGCUACAAAUGCUACAGUUUCUUCAACAGAAUCAUGGAAGUUUAACGCCUCAACAGCAAGGUCUGCUUGUUCAGUUGCAGCAACAGUACAGAUGCAUGCAACAACAUCAGCAACAAAUUAGAUUGCAACAACAACAAGCUGCGCAGAGGGGAUUGAGGCCUGGACAACCUGGUUAUCCCACUGGGUACAAUCACGCACAACUGGGACAAGCUGGUGUAAUAAAGAACUAUGGAAUACCUCAACAACCGCUACAGCAAGGUGGAACCGUUGCAUUGCAAACUGGAUUCUCAGACUCGAAUGUCGGUUACAAUACAGCAGCGACUGGCAACAGCCAAACACCAGGAAUGCCUUACAAGUCUGCUUCUGAUUCAAAUUAUCCUCAGAGACAAUUGUCGUCCGGCCAAUACAACCAGUACCAGCCUAAUCAGUAUACCGCCCAGGGUUAUACACAGAUAUCAUCAACAACGAGCAAUUAUCCAGAAGGUUCUGCUGGUAACAAGGAUCUAGGAGUCACGGAUCAAGAGUUACAGGCACUGUUGUCGCAAAAGGACAUCGCGACCUCCUUGGCGGAAGAUUUAUUGAAACAUUUCGGCUCCGAGGAUUUGGACGUAAAGGAAGAAGCGCCGAGCAUUAUGAACAAUGGUACUUUAAGUUCCGGUCCGUUUUCACCGUCGAAUCUCGAGGAAAGUACAGAGAAGAUCAAGGAAGUGAAACUGGAGAAGGUAGAGGAUAGUCAACCAUCGUCCACGUCCACGAAACUCGAAACGUACGAGAAGAGUAAUUCGAAGGCGCCUACCACGGCGGUCGAGACGGUUAAGUGCGAGGCGACGUCAAGUACAAAUAAAAUAGAACCGAUUGCUCGAGUCGAGCCGGUUUUGAAAUUAGAGAGCUUAUGCGAAUCGCAGCCCGAGCAAGAACUUAGUAUAGAGAUGGAUUCGAAGACUAUUAUCGAGGCAUGCAAAGGUCAAGGGUUGAAAGGUGUACCAAACUGUUCGAUACUGAGCGAUCGUUCACCACCACCGGCACCACCCGAUCCUCCGAGUCAGAGGCUAACCAAGGAACAACUCCUACCACCGACUCCUAGCGUUUAUUUAGAAAAUAAGAAGGACGCGUUCAGUCCACAGCUUCAAGAAUUUUGCUUGAAGCAUCCGAUAGCUGUGAUUCGUGGUCUGGCAGCUGCAUUGAAGCUGGAUCUUGGAUUGUUCUCGACAAAAACGCUGGUCGAAGCGAAUCCGGACCAUGGUAUCGAGGUGAGGACGCAAAUGCAACAAACCAGCGACGAAAACUGGGAUCCCGUUAUGGGCAGGAAAGUUUGGGGCUGUAUCAGUCACAGAAGUCAUACAACCAUCGCGAAGUACGCACAGUAUCAAGCAUCUAGCUUUCAAGAGAGUUUGAAAGAGGAAAGAGAAAAAGCUCAAGGUAUACACACCUCGAAUCUGUCCGAUUCUGAUUCGAAGGACAGCACCGGCGCUGUCAGAAGGAAGAAAAAUGCUUUCGGAUUGGCCGGCCGACCAGGCUCGAAAAUGCUGCGGUUUGGGACCAAUGUAGAUUUAUCGGAUGAAAGAAAAUGGAAACCGCAGCUUCAAGAACUGAUGAAAUUACCAGCGUUUGCCAGAGUCGUAUCCGCUGGAAAUAUGCUCAGCCAUGUUGGUCACGUUAUUUUAGGCAUGAAUACUGUUCAGCUGUACAUGAAGGUACCUGGCAGCAGAACACCUGGUCAUCAGGAGAAUAAUAAUUUUUGUUCCAUUAAUAUCAACAUUGGGCCAGGUGAUUGCGAGUGGUUCGCAGUACCUGAUGCAUAUUGGGGUGUAAUUUGUUCUCUUUGCGAACGUAAUAAUAUCAACUACCUUCAUGGUAGUUGGUGGCCAUCUUUAGAGGACCUAUACGAGGAAAAUAUUCCGGUCUAUAGGUUUUUACAAAGACCAGGCGAUCUUGUCUGGGUUAAUGCGGGAUGUGUACAUUGGGUUCAAGCUGUUGGUUGGUGUAAUAACAUAGCAUGGAACGUAGGCCCUUUGACCGCUCGUCAGUACCAACUGGCAAUUGAACGAUACGAAUGGAACAAGUUACAAUCGUUCAAAUCCAUAGUACCAAUGGUACACCUUUCCUGGAAUUUAGCUCGGAAUAUCAAAGUGUCAGAUCCCAGACUGUUUGAAUUAAUUAAAAAUUGCCUGUUAAGGACAAUGAGACAGUGCUGCUUAAUAUUAGAGUUUGUAAAAAGUAAGGGUGUCGAAGUUCGAUUUCACGGACGAGGAAAGAACGAAGCGUCGCAUUAUUGUGGCCAGUGCGAGAUUGAAGUAUUUAAUAUCUUGUUUAUAAGAGAACAAGAAAAACGUCACGUAGUACAUUGUAUGGAUUGUGCACGAAAACAAUCACCAUCAUUAGAAGGAUUCGUUUGUCUAGAAGAGUAUAGAAUGUGCGACUUAAUGGACGUUUACGAUGGAUUUUCGUUACAUUCGUCUUUAACUACUCCCUCAUCUAUUCAAUCUAGCCAAUCCUCCUGAGGUUACAUGCAACACAGAUAUUUGGACUUCUUGGGCACUUUACAGUGACUCGAUAGUACCAAUUUCUGUGUUUGUAAAGUAACUUUUUACGAUAAGCAUUAUUCAAGUACCUGAGAGCUACUACGAGAAAGAAAUGACAAGAAAUUAGAGAAAUUUUAUGCGUUAGACCAUUCACACUAAGUCAAAAAUAUGUUUCCAUACUAAUUUUAAGGCACCGAGUAAUAUGUGGUAUCAUAUUAUAAGCAAUUUGAAAGUUUUAAUCAUUCUAACAAUUAGUUAGCGCGAUUUGUACAGAUAAUUAGUAGACAAUAUUUGGAUAAUUUUUUAAUCAUUCAUAUGAAACAAUGAAUACGAAGAUUUGAUACAGCUCUCGGGUAUUUCAAGUCGAAGCUAUAAAAACAGGAGAAGACUGCGUCUUUCUUUUAACUACGCGAUAUAUAUACAUAUAUAUAUCAUGUAAUCCUUUGAUAAAAUCGCUAAAAAAUUUCUUUUUAGUUCAUUCAGGUUAUUCGAGGUUCUAUUGUAUAAUGAAAAAUUUUGUGCAUAUAGAAGAAAAAUUAUGAAAUUGUUCACUGCCAGUUGUGAAUAUAUUAAAGGAUUACACUUAUUAGUCCAAAGUGGUGAGGGAUAAGCUAUCGUUAACUAUUGUUAUGGUUUAGAAUAUAAAUGUAAAAUAUUGCAAAGCUGCUCAAAACGUACUUGUACAUUUUUUGUAUACAAACAGAUCAUAACAAUUAUUGGUUUUUAUGAAAUUCAUCGAGAUAUUAGCACGGUACGAAUGUCCUACCGCCACUGGCAAUUGUUCGAUUCAUGAAUCAACAAGGAUAUUGAUUUCAUAGCAAUUUUCGAAACAAUUAGACUAAUAUACAGUGUUAUUAAAUAAACUUUUCUAAAACGACAUACGUCAAGAGUUUGAUAGAAAAGUAUGCAACCAGUAGAGUGGCAUUCGUGGCAAAUAUCUUGCUCUUCGCAUAUAAAUCAAUCAUUGUGUCGUUGCGGCUCUAAAAUAUUUGUACAGUGAAUUGUAUUAUUUGUAAUAGCAAUUUUGAUGGUAUAACGACUUGCAUAUUUCGAACACGAAAAAACGAUCAUGUGCCGCGAACUGAUUAUGAAACGGCGUUUCUCAAUUUAUAGAUUUUAUUAUUACUAUUAUUAUUAUUAUUAUUGUUGUUGCUGUUGUUUCCACGAACGAAAACAACGGAGAAGCGUGGUAUAAAUUAGUUGGAUACGAAAUUGAAAAUCAUGUGAGGCAUUAUUUUAAUCUUUUUUUCACAAUCAUGAAACGACGAAGCAAAAAAAUAUUUAUUGAUUAUUAAUUAUAAUAUAAAUGAAUUUGUUCCGAUGAAUUUUUUAAUUAUGUUAAGUA